AGUUGAUUAUCACAGGGUGUGUGAUGGACAAGAACAUAUUGCUUUAAUAGGUGUUUUAACCCUAAGUACUUUGGGUAUAUAGUAAAAUCUUUCCAGUUUGUGAGUGGGUAAAUUUUGUAAAUCUAGUCAAUUCAUUUGUUUAAAAUACUAGUCCAUUUACUUAGUAUAGGUUAAAGUUUAUUUGUAUGUAUUUACAAUUUAAUUUUGUUAAUUGGCAAGACCAAUUUAAUUUUGUUAAUUGGCAUGACCAAUUUAAUUUUGUAAAUGGCGGGAUCAAUUUAAUUUUGUAAAUUAUGUACUAAUAAACUUAAACCAGCUUAGUGUUUUAAAUUAUUUAUAUAAACUGUCAAUUUACUAGACUGAUUAACAGUUUGCCUAUUUACCAAAAGAAAUGUGUUACGAUUCAUUUGAUAUACUGCAAUCCUAUUGGACAAAAAAUAAUUUUAAACACUAAUUUGUAGUGAAGACCAUCUUUUGGUAAUCAAGUCAAGUUUUUCUUGAUUGAUUGUUGGUCUUUUAAAUAUUGGUAAUGUGCAAAAAAAAAAGAGAAAUCAGAAUAAUAGCUUUUACUAAUCGAGAGGUGACCGUUAAACUGCUGUUAAGUCCUUCUUUAUUUCAUAUAAGUUACAACAAUUUUGCAGUCAACCCUCGUUAUGGGUUUUAUUAUAAAAAUGUAUGAUCUUUGUUUUGGCGGCAGCCAUUUCCACAAAUGUGGCAGUACAUGUAUUUUCGUCACUUUUCUUUUGAAGUUCAUGUUAAUUUUAAAACAUAUUUUGGAUAUGUGUUUUUUAAAACACAGUAACUGUAAAACUUUAUCACCCACAAAUUUUAGUGACUGUACAACAGGUGUCCUUAGGGCAGUUUAUAUGAGACUGCAUCAUUAUUAUGUUUGUAUCUUUGUUGUGAUCUAGAGAUGGUCUAGUAACUGUCACGCUGUGUAGUUUAAUUCACCAUAGCCCACUGUACCAGUUUGUGCUCUCUGUUUUACUUAUAUACUUAUAUGUUUUAAAUUGCCUACCCUCGUUUAAACCUCGUUACACGGGUGUUUUAAUGAAUGUAUAAGAUAUCUUUUGUGAUGUGAAAACAAUAUAUAUUGAAAAAUAUAAAAUGUGGUAUACCAUACUAUGAAAGACAUUAUGUAAAGUUAGUUUUGUAAAUGUAGUAAAUAUCUUGUGAAAUAUGCAUGAUGUAUAAGAAAAAAUUUUCAUAGAGCUGUAAAAGGAAUAUUGUGUUAAAUCAAAUGAUAAUCCACAGUAAUUACAUGGAGAAUGGAAUCAUUCAGUUCAAAUAGUUGAUGAAUUAAUCUGAAAUAUUGGAGGAAUCAUUUGUAUUGGGAUAUCAAGUAAAAUAUUGGAUAAAUCAUUUGUUAUAUUGGUUUAAUCAACCAUUAUAUUGGAUAAAUCAAUUGUUAUAUUGGGCAGUUUGAAAAUUUCAACAAUUUACAUACUUAUACGACCAUAAAACUGUUUAGUUUGUUCAAAACAUUGUGAUUGAUAGAUGAAGGAUAAAGUAGUAAAAAAAGAAUGAAAAUAGAGAAGUCGACAAACAAGAUGUAUUCACAACUGUGACGAACAUUAUUCAUUAUGCAAAUUAUGUUGAAAGCUUAAAUAUAAAUCAGGAAAAAAAAACCUGUUUUUACAAUUUUGACAAGGAUGGAAAUUUAAAUAUGAGUGAAAACAAGGAAAGUGUUAAUUCUAGUUCACCACUGACAAGAAAAAUAGGUGUUGGAUUAACAAGGACAAAUUUAAGUCCUGGUUCAAGAGAUGUCACGCAAAGAUCACCUAGGGAUAGACCACUUCUGACGCCAAGUCGAUUGAUAAUUUCUGGGUCAUCCCUAGGAACCAGUCGGACUAAUUCUGAUAGCUAUGCAAGUGGAUACAAUAGACUUGGAGGACUGAAAAAUAUCAGUGCGCCAAAUAUUAGUUCUAACAUUCUUGGAAGUUCGUCUGUUAACAGACCUUUAAGAAAGUUGGAUAUUGAUCAAGUACAGGAACCAUCGCUGAGGAAAAAUUUAUCAGCAACAAAUACUGAGGAACUGUUAAAAAAUGACCAAGUAUUAUCUGGAGUAAACGUUCAGAGGUCACAGUCUGCUAACAGAGGGGUCUUUAACCCUGGUAGGUUUUCACAAACUAACAGAACUGUUGGCUUAGCAGCAUAUAAGCCUACAAAACAGGAUGAAAUAAUUCAUGAUGUAUCUGAGACUACAUCAACAAAAAUAGAAAAUUAUGACCUUGACCUCGAGCAAGAUGAGGAAGAUGCUAUUGUAGAGGUCAAGGACAGUGUAGAUGGUGCUAAAAAGAUCAGUGUGGAAGUUACCUCUCCAAGUUCACCUAGCAAAGAUUCAGGAUACAAUUCACCAAGAACUGACCCAAAUAUGGAACCAUUUAAUUCAUCUGUUUUAGGGUCAAGGUCACCUAUCAAAUCUUAUACAGUUGGGAGUGAAUCACCAUCUGAUUUCCAGUCUAGCUUGAAUAAUUCUUCAUAUAAACCAGAAAGGCCAGUAAGGUCAAAACAUAGUGCUAAGAAAAAGAGUAUAGACCAACCAGUUCUGAGUCCAAAAAAUAUUGACCAAUCAGAGGAUUUGUCUCAAAGUAUUGACAAAACUGUAACAUCGUCUCAAACAUCUUCUACACAAUCUCCAUGGCAACAUGUAAACAACACUAUCCAGUAUGAUACCAAUUUAACUGACAUGGUUAAAAAUAAAGAAAUAAAUUCAGAAUAUAACCUUUCAAGGAAAAAUCAACCAGAGGAUUCUGUGUCAGAAGAUAUAGAUCAUAGGUCAAGGUCACAUUUUGUUGAAAAAUCAGAGUCACAAGGUGAGGUGGAUGAAGAAAACACACCAGUUGCUAAACCAAGAGUUCAUAGAAGGCGUACAAGAAGGUCUAUAAGCUUCAGACAUUUGGUAAGAAAUGUUCUAUGAUAUCUUACACUGGGGGUCACAUCUGCUGGAAUAA
Messenger RNA from Ruditapes philippinarum (Manila clam), 2954 nucleotides. RefSeq lists its product as uncharacterized. Lineage: Eukaryota; Metazoa; Mollusca; Bivalvia; Venerida; Veneridae. The transcript has 2 exons. The coding region runs from base 1667 to 2920 and encodes 417 amino acids. The record is from RefSeq and is a predicted model, not a curated record.